Messenger RNA from Microbotryum saponariae, 1728 nucleotides. The record is from the annotation of a GenBank genome assembly. NCBI's taxonomy places the organism in Eukaryota, Fungi, Basidiomycota, Microbotryomycetes, Microbotryales, Microbotryaceae.
AUGAUGCGUUGGCAUGAUCCAGACGACCCUGAUUGGGUGAUCGCUCACAUCCCAUCCUCACCACAGCUUCUCACGGCCCAACUUCCUGAAGCGCCUCCCGACCUACGGAAACAGCACCAAUCGACGAGGUUUCCCUUGGCUGUUCUCUUCCUUACGGUAAGCGAUACAUCCUCCUGAGGUCUGUGGACUAAGCUAAUUCGAGUGUUACUAUCGCAGCUCUACGCCUUGAUGUGGUGUCAACUCUACGAGCCCUCAUCACAAACGACCCCGUCUCGAACCCAGGAGUCUUCGAUCGACUGGUCGCGACUAUCGCUGACCCCACCCCCACCCGUCGAGGGCGAUCCUCUGAAUCGCUUCAAACCACCCUACGUCCGGCGCGGGAAACCCCUCGCUCGACUCGUCCACGGUCGGGUCAUCCUUCAAUACAAUGGAACCAUCACGUCGCCUUUGACGUCGUUAGGUCUCGAAGCGGAUGCCUCGUAUAAGAUCGAGACCGACGACUUGCACGAAUAUCUGGCGACCCUGGAGGCGUUUGUUCGAGGUCACUUCCCGAAAUGUGACUCGGACGAGAAGGAUCGAGAAUCGCUCAUCAAUGAUUUGAGAGCUCAUUUCCCGAUGCAUCGACCCGUUAAGACCGGCCCGAGGGCACCGAAGCGGUUGUUUCAAGUCAAGGGUGUCCCCAAGACCGAAGAAGCCUCACAAGCUACAUGGAAAGCCUUGACCUCAUGGCUCUCUAUGAACCAGCCGAUCGAGAUCAUUUUGCGAGAUGAGGAGGAUGUGGGAAGAUGGAUGGCUUCGAUGUUCCGCCGAGCUCCUGACGUUCCAGCUCCUUCAGCACUUAUGGAACAGAGGCAGGACUAUCUCGAGCUCGAAGGUCUCGACAGCGUCUCUGCGGAUCAUAGAUUAGAUGGCGAAACGAUCCAUUCCCAAGCUUCGCGGACUUUUCUCGACCUUUGGCAGGAUGGUAAAAUCCCGAUUGAGGUCCGAACAAGACUCUAUCAAUACCUCAUCCUCGUAGUCGAAGGCGGUAUUUGGGCCGAGCAAGGUACAACAUCGCGGAAACCCGUCGAAGAAUGGGGUCUCGCCAGCCCGUGAGUUUGGGAGUGGCGCCGCUGAGUGACUUCGUUGUAGGAGCGUGCUGAAUGAGUGAAUGAGCCCCUAUCUGCAAAGGCUACCAAGGGGCUGGACAGAUCCAGCGCUUUUGCUUGCGGUGGGAUACGAAGCGAGCGGAACAGGAUGGAAUAAGGUAAGUGAUUCAUGCAUGUACGUGCUAGAACAUCCGAAUCUGACGAGGAACCCACGAAGCGCAGAAUCACAAACGCCCUCUCGAAAUCGACGGACACGUUCUUCGCGCUGCUCGAGGUCACCCGGUCAUUCUCGACGCUCUCCGACGGCUGUACCACUCUCUUCAGAACCCUCACAGGAUUUAUCGAAAUGAUGACUGCCUUACGGAUGCGCUCAUGAACUGGCUCUUGGUACGAUGGUCGUUGCCGUGGUCGGAGUUGCGCCAUACUUCGGGGAAAGGUUCGUGGCGGGUUCGGGAUCAUCGAGAGUGGAGUAAUGUGCUUGUAUUGCCUCGGGAAUCGUUCUCUGAACCCGACGGGUCAGUUGCUCUGGGACUUUUUGACAUAGUAUUCUUGCGCUGACCUCGUCUGGGAGACUCUUCAACUUCGCAGUCCUGGCAAGUCACCAAAUUUGCAGCUGGUUGUGCCACAGCCACGAGGCUAA